Dreissena polymorpha is the source of this 804-nucleotide messenger RNA. RefSeq names its product complement C1q tumor necrosis factor-related protein 6-like. Lineage: Eukaryota; Metazoa; Mollusca; Bivalvia; Myida; Dreissenidae. The record is from RefSeq and is a predicted model, not a curated record. The coding region runs from base 1 to 804 and encodes 267 amino acids. The transcript is spliced from 2 exons. Gene Ontology annotation, molecular function: protein binding.
AUGAAGAAAGAAGUGAAAUUUGUUGUUUAUGUACUGAAUCUCGCUGUGACAGCAUUGACAGCGGAGCCCGCAUGCCCUGUAUGUUCGAGAUAUCAUUAUGAAGAGACGUUGUUGGAGCGAGUUCUCCGCAAUGAGCUUGCAUUGGAACAAACGCUCAAAGACAUCAAGGAAACUAAUACAAAAGUUGUGGAUUCAUUGAAGGAGCUUCAAAAUGAAAACAAUAAAGUCAACACUGCUAUUGAAUUAAUGGAACGCAAGCAGAUUUCAAUGGAAGCAACAUUGGGCGAUACCAUUAAAACAGCAUUGGCAAAUGUAUCUGAAUCUCUGUCUCACAUCCUGACUGAAUCGGGACGUUCGAUUAAAGACAUGGAGGACAGAGUGGAGCGCUUUAAAGGAGAUAUGAAGACCCCAACAGUACUGUUUCGUGCCCAGCUCGCCUCCUCUAUAACUGUCAACACUGGUCAAGAUGUAGUGUUUACGCGAGUGGAGGUCAACGAAGGUCGAUGCUAUGACAAUGGAACAGGCAAGUUCGCCGCUUCUGUUGCCGGUCUAUACAUCUUUGCCCUACACUAUUGCACCCAGGGUAACAAAUGGAUUGACGCGGAGAUUGUACACAACAACAAGACUCUACAGAGAUUCGCGCACUACGGGACUGAAGGGAAGUACCUGGGCUCGUCACUGCAGGCCUAUGUCAUGAUGGUCAUGGGUGACAUUGUCUGGAUGAGAACUACCUCAACAAGUCACUUUAAUCAGAAUGAUAGUCAUUGUACUACUACAUUUUCGGGAGUACUGAUACGUGCUUGA